GAACUGACUCAGAUAUGAUAAAUCCCUAAGAAUUUUGAAACCCUAAAAGCCCACCCUGAAGUUGUUCUCGUGUUUGGAAGCUAUGGCGCAAGGUCGACAUUGAUGAUGACUUGAUUUCUAGCAAGGUUGCAGUUCCUCGGUUUUGUAGUUAGCAGGUUAUUUCAUAGAUGGCUGCGAAACAGGUAUCUGCGAUCAUUCGGCUGGUUGUGAAUGCGGGGCAAGCGAAGCCUGCGCCCCCUGUGGGGCCUGCUCUGGGACAGCACCGUCUGAAUCUGAUGGCAUUCUGCAAGGAUUUCAACGCGCGGACGCAGCAUAUCAAGUCAGAGGUUCCGAUGUCUGUCAUGGUGACUGCAUACAAGGACAAUUCUUUUGAGUUCGUGGUGAAGUCGCCUUCGACGUCGUAUUUCCUGAAGAAAGCAGCGGGGUUGCAGUCAGGCGGCGGCAAUCCGGGUCACAAGGUCGCCGGGGUGGUCACGCCUAAGCACAUUUACGAAAUCGCCAAGAUCAAACAAGCCGACCCUGACUGUCAGUACAUGCCGCUGGAAUCCAUCUGUAAGUCCAUCAUGGGCACUGCUCGCUCCAUGGGCAUUGAAGUGAAGGGUGAACUUGUGUGAUUCUUGCGUUUCAUUUUGCACCUAUUUCGUCGUUUCCAAACAAACAUACCAGAACUUGCUCAAGGACUGCAAAACUGGUUUCAAUACAGAAUACUAGGAUUUAGCAAUUGAUGCCAGUCCGGAGAAGGAUUGAUGGGUUUAGGUAGCGGGUUACCAACGGUUAUAGGGAUGUGUCCGUCGUAGAUUAAUUUGCAACAUCAGAACGAUUUUCUGCUGCUUUUUUUCCAGCAAUUCAUUUUCAGAAUUACACUUCAUCUGGCUCGUUUCUUCCCUUAGCCACAUGCUUCAUAA
This is a messenger RNA of Physcomitrium patens, 905 nucleotides long. RefSeq lists its product as uncharacterized. Gene Ontology annotation, molecular function: structural constituent of ribosome; large ribosomal subunit rRNA binding. Lineage: Eukaryota; Viridiplantae; Streptophyta; Bryopsida; Funariales; Funariaceae. Gene Ontology annotation, cellular component: large ribosomal subunit; ribosome. Gene Ontology annotation, biological process: translation. The record is from RefSeq and is a predicted model, not a curated record.